Molecule: messenger RNA, 2021 nt
Organism: Hevea brasiliensis (rubber tree)
Lineage: Eukaryota; Viridiplantae; Streptophyta; Magnoliopsida; Malpighiales; Euphorbiaceae
Product: methylcrotonoyl-CoA carboxylase beta chain, mitochondrial
Exons: 10
Coding region: 193-1926 (577 amino acids)
Biological process (GO): L-leucine catabolic process
Cellular component (GO): methylcrotonoyl-CoA carboxylase complex; mitochondrion
Molecular function (GO): methylcrotonoyl-CoA carboxylase activity
Source: RefSeq, a predicted model, not a curated record
CCAUGAUAAGCAGAAGUGUGGGAAUGGAUAUGGAUUCCACACAAGCGAUCAAUCAAGCAAAGACGAUAGAGAAUUUGGGAGAUUAAUAGCUUUGUCCCUGUCAAACCAUCUAUUACUUUUAUUGUGAGAAGAAAAACAAGAAGAAGAUAGAAAAAAAAAAAAGAAAUUAAUAAAAGAACUUGCAUAUCAAACAUGUUGAGGAAAUUGGCGAGGAAAGCAAUUUCAGCCUCCAUACAAUUGAAUUCAUAUCCAUGGAAAGCAAACCCAAUUCAUUUUCUCCAGCAGAGAAGACACUUCUGCAUGGCAGUCCUUCCCAAUGGCAUCGACAGAAACUCCGAGGCCUUUACGCGUAACUCCAAUGCCAUGGAUGGCCUGAUAUCUGAUCUCCAAUCCCACAUAAAUAAGGUUUUGGCUGGAGGAGGAGAUUUAGCUGUGAAAAGGAACAGAAGUAGGAACAAGCUUUUGCCCAGAGAAAGAAUUGAUAGGCUAAUUGACCCUGGAUCUUCGUUCCUGGAGCUCUCACAGCUUGCAGGCCAUGAAUUAUAUGAAGAUGCCUUACCAUCAGCAGGAAUAAUAACUGGAAUUGGUCCAGUUCAUGGUCGCCUUUGUAUGUUUGUUGCAAAUGACCCUACAGUUAAGGGGGGAACUUAUUAUCCAAUCACAGUGAAGAAACAUCUCAGGGCACAAGAAAUUGCUCUCCAUUGCAAAUUACCAUGUAUAUAUCUUGUCGACAGUGGAGGCGCUUUUCUUCCAAAGCAGGCUGAGGUCUUUCCUGACAGGGACAAUUUCGGUAGAAUUUUCUACAAUCAAGCCAUAAUGUCUGCUGAAGGCAUUCCUCAAAUUGCACUGGUAUUGGGUUCCUGCACUGCUGGUGGUGCGUAUAUUCCUGCAAUGGCUGAUGAAAGUGUAAUGGUCAAAGGAAAUGCAACCAUAUUUCUAGCUGGACCACCACUUGUGAAGGCUGCUACAGGAGAGGAAGUCUCUGCUGAGGAUUUGGGGGGUGCUGCUCUUCAUUGCAAGACGUCUGGAGUUUCAGACUAUUUUGCUCAAGAUGAAUUGCAUGGACUUGCUAUUGGAAGGAGCAUCAUCAAGAACUUGCACAUGGCUGGAAAACUACGGAUGAUGAAUGGAUUGCAUAAUCUUAAUCUUGAUUAUAAAGAACCAUUAUAUGAUGUAAAGGAGCUUCGUUCUAUUGCGCCAGCUGACCUUAAGCAGGCCUUUGAUAUCCGCUCUGUUAUUGCUCGAAUUGUUGAUGGUAGUGAAUUUGAUGAGUUCAAGAAACUGUAUGGAACUACUCUUGUAACAGGGUUUGCUAGAAUUUAUGGGCAACCUGUUGGCAUUCUUGCAAACAAUGGGAUAUUGUUUAAUGAAUCUGCUCUAAAGGGGGCCCAUUUUAUUGAACUAUGUACUCAACGUAACAUUCCUUUGGUUUUCCUUCAGAACAUUACUGGAUUCAUGGUUGGUUCAAGGUCUGAGGCAAAUGGUAUAGCAAAAUCUGGUGCAAAAAUGGUGAUGGCUGUUUCUUGUGCAAAGGUCCCCAAGGUAACUAUCAUUGUUGGUGGAAGCUUUGGUGCUGGAAAUUAUGCAAUGUGUGGUCGUGCAUAUAGUCCUGAUUUCUUGUUUCUUUGGCCAAAUGCUAGAAUAUCUGUGAUGGGUGGUGCUCAGGCUGCUGGUGUACUGUCUCAAAUAGAAAAGGCAAACAAGAAAAAGCAAGGAAUUCAGUGGACAAAGGAAGAAGAGGAUAGAUUCAAGACAAAGGUUGUGGAUGCGUACGAGAGAGAAGGAAAUUCUUAUUACUCCACAGCAAGGCUCUGGGAUGAUGGAAUCAUUGAUCCUGCUGACACAAGGAAAAUCAUAGGUCUUUGCAUCUCUGCUUCCAUGAACCGUCCUUUAGAAGACACCAAAUUUGGUGUCUUUAGAAUGUAAAAUAAAAUGCAACUUCAGGACUAAAUUGCAUAACAAAAACGUAAUUUAUUUUAGUUGAAUAAGAGCAUCAGUAGCCAAAUACUUUCUUCUCAUUA